AUGGGGGAGAAGUCCGAGCGGCACAAACUGGCGAGCUUGAAGGCCCAGCCUGGAUCUCACCACCACUUCUCGAACGCUGAGACGUACCAGCUGGCGACGUUCAUCAACGCGCGUUUCGAGGACGAGCCGCUGCUGUCGACCAUCCUGCCGGUGGACGGCGCCAAGCCCGACGAGUUCUUCGGCGCCUGGGGGGACGGGCGGCUGCUGAUAUGCCUCGUUGACGCGGCCUGCGAGGGAGUGGUGGACCUCGACUUCAUGCGGCGAAAGGCGUCCAAGCCCCAGGGCGUGAGCGUGCGGCACCCGACAAUCCAGCACUUCGCGGUGCUGAACGAUGCGUUGCAAGGGUGCAAGAACAUCGACGGCUUGCGGCUCGGGUUCGUGGGCGCGGAAGACUUCGUUCAGGGUAACCGACCUGUCAUUUUGGGCGUCGGGUGGCAGCUGGUACGGCUGGCCAUCUUGCAAACCGCCAACAUCGACGAUCGGCCAGAGUUGUCAGAGCUCUUCACGCCAGAGGAGGCGGCGAAGAACAUCGGACAGGCGGGACAGGAAGAGCUCGUCCUUUCGCGUUGGUUCAAUCAGUUCCUUGGCGCCGUGGGAAGCGAGCGACAGGUGUGGAGCUUCGGCGCGGAGCUGGCGGACGGGGUGGCGUGGUGCACCCUCCUCAACGCGAUCGACCCAGCCGCGUGCCCCCCGCCCGACGAGCACGACGCGGAGACGAACGCAGCGAGCGCCAUCGAGGCCGUGCACAAGAUGGAGGUCAAGGGGGUCUUCAUGACGAAGGAGGCGCUGUUGGAGUCGGACAAGAAGCAGAACGUAAUGUUCUGCGCCCAGCUCAUGAACGUCUUCCCGACCAUCCCGACCUACCUCCGCCCCCCGCCCACCUUCAAGAGCGGCGCCAGCGGCAGCUCCAAGCGCGGCAGCGGCAGGGCCCCGUUCUCCUCCACCUACGACUCGCGCGGCGGCUCCGGCGCCUCCACGGCCGACUCGAGCAUGUACACGAGCAGCCCGGCCGCCGCAGAUGCCGGCGGCGGCGGCGGCCGAGGGGCCCCGCGGUAUGUGGGGUCGUCGUCCGCCCCCCCGCCGGCCCCCUCCCCCCCGAGGUCGCGCUGGAGCUUCGGGUUCGCCGACAACACGGGAGGGAGGUUGUACAACUACAACAGCGACGACGAGGGAGAGUCGGGCCCCGGCUGCGGGCUCGGUUUCAGCAUCUUCAGCUGCAUCUCCCGGAAUUAAUUACAGUUUUUCUUUGGUUGGUUGGUUGGUUGGUUGGUUGGUUGGUUUGUUUUACUUACGGAAGGAAGGAAGGAAAGGAAGGAAAGGAAAAGUAGUUAUUUUUCCGUAGAUAAAUCGCACGCGGGUGGUAUUGCAUAGGUGUAGGUGUGGGUGGUGUGUGGUGCUUCGAGUUUGUUUUACGAUUGAUUGGGAAUGGAUGGGAUCUUCUUCCUAGGGCAGCUAUCGCUCGUUGCACGCGCUCUGGUGCUGGUUUCGUGGUCCCCCCUCCCCCCCCCCCCCCCGAUUGGUUUGGUUUUUGUGUUUCGUUGAUUUUACCCAAGAGUGGCACGGUAUUGUUCUUUUCGCAGCCCCCCUGGCCGAUUUUGAUGCCGAGGGUCAGUUUUUUGUCCUUUUCCAUGGUUGAUAUUUUUAUGCCCCCCGAAUGAUUGAGCAAGUCUUGGUGCUGCUUUUUUUGCUGCGGCAAGAAAUGCCGUAAAUGUUGACUGCUCAGAUAAAGCGACCCUUGUAGUAUCGAUUUUCGGACGCGGAGACACGCAUGGCUAGAGUCGUUCCCCGUAGCAUAUUUGUGCAGUGUUUGAAUAUAGUUCGGAUCUUCUGCAUGUAUCUCGGGAUCGCGCGGGCGGGCGGGCGGGCGGGCGGGCGGGCGGGCGGGGGGAGGGCGGGGUCCUUCACCUACUGUUUUCUAUUUUCAUCUUGUGAAGCGCUGUGUGUGCGAACGAGCAGAGGUUCGGGUUGUGCCUAGAGGCGUGUUUUUGCCCCAUCUCCUUGUCCCUCUUACCAUCUAUCUGGUUUUGUUUUCGGUGGCUUCUUUACUUUGUUUUUUUUCGGUGAGGGACAUACGCUUUGUUUUAUGUAUCUUUUGUCGUCGUCGAGAACGACAGCGAUAGCGUCAUAAAAAAGCCGCCAGAGGCCUUGACGCCAUGCCUCCAAGGCUGUAUCGAAGGGCAGAGCGGGUACCGCUGCCGUUCGUGUCCUCCCGGCGGUCGAUAGCGGCGAAACCGAUGGCACACAUUCGUUCUCCGCCUCUUUUCUUGGUUGCACCAGCGGGCUUUAUUUACCAUGUGGCCUUCUUCUCGCAACAUUUUCCACUCACUCUCUUUCGUCAUGUAUUUCGUGCCUGCCGGCGUGUUGUGUGUGGUGGCCGGCGUAUGCGCUGCUGUAGCGCCCGUCGUUUCUCGAGCGAGCGAGCGGGGGCGGGACUGCUGGUGUCUUGGCGAAUGUGUGUAGUUUAUACGCCCCGAGUUAUGCAGUUUUUUCUGCGUGGGGGUUGUGUCGUCGCGUUUGUUUUUUUUUGUGUUUCUUGGUCGUUUUUAUUGUUCAACCGCGGCGUGGCUGUUGUCGGUGGCAUUUCGUCUCGGGGGAGAAGAAACUCGGUGUGAAAACCUCGCAUGUAGUAGGCGCUGAGCCUUCCUGGCAACGACUGCCUCCACGUCCGGCAGUUGAAAUAGCUGCGGGAACGCGAAAGGGGGUGAAGGUUGCAACUUGUAAAUCGAUCUUUUGUUGUUUAGAAUUUCUUUUUUUUGUUUCGGUAUAAUCUGCUCAGGAGGAAUAUGGAUGCGCUUUCCCCCUCCAAAAUUGGCACCUAUUUUUUUAGGUAGCAAAUAAUAUGGCGGGCGACCGGAGUGCGGCAGUGUUUGGGUGAAAGGGUAGGAUGUAGAUUGUGGCGUGCCGGCACACCCAACCAGUGGAAAUGAAGUUGCGAUGUUUUUCGUCACUUGCGUGGGCCAAAUAAUGUACCGUUGUUGCGCUGGUUGCCGCUGCUGCUGCCGCCUGUAGAAGGGUACGUUGCGGUAUUUUCCGCCACUUGUGUGGUCCCUAGCAGUAGGUACUGGUCCAGCUCAUUGAUUGAUGCUGUACGUUGCCGUUUGUUGAAGGAUUCACGCGGCGUUGAUGCUCGGGUGUCGGGGUUGAUCUUUCUGUGUUAACGAACGCGUCUCUCGCCGCGUAUGGAUGGGUGCAGGUACAGUUAUUAAGUAGUUCAUCGGGCGUGCUAAAUUCAUACCAUUCGCGUUACCGUGGUGAGGGUAGAGAGUGAGAGCGGCCGUUAAACCUUUUGUAGAAAAAUGGUCCAUAAGGGCAUGUCGAUGUACGUACGUUAUCUGUUGCCACCGCAGGAAGUUGUG
Ectocarpus siliculosus is the source of this 3356-nucleotide messenger RNA. Lineage: Eukaryota; Phaeophyceae; Ectocarpales; Ectocarpaceae. The record is from the annotation of a GenBank genome assembly.